This is a messenger RNA of Sceloporus undulatus (fence lizard), 6629 nucleotides long. Its product is annotated as synaptophysin-like protein 1. The transcript has 5 exons. Bases 74 to 790 code for a protein of 238 amino acids. Gene Ontology annotation, cellular component: synaptic vesicle; synaptic vesicle membrane. The record is from RefSeq and is a predicted model, not a curated record. Lineage: Eukaryota; Metazoa; Chordata; Lepidosauria; Squamata; Phrynosomatidae.
CUCGACCGCCUACGUCACGUGACGCGCAGAGACCCCGCCCCUCCUUCGCCCCUGUUUCUUCUCGCCUCGGAAAAUGUCGGCGCUGCAGCUGAAUCUGGGACCCGCCAAGGAGCCGCUGGGCUUCAUCAAAAUCCUAGAAUGGAUUUUCUCUAUCUUUGCCUUUGCUACCUGUGGAGGUUACAGUGGAAAAACAGCGGUUUUUCUCACCUGUCCUGGUGCCAAAAACCAGACUUUGCAAGCUAAUUUUGGUUACCCUUUCAGGUUGAACAAGGCUACCCUUGGGCCUCUGGAAACGAAAGACUGCAACGUCACCUGGGACAAGGCCUACUUCCUGGUGGGAGACUUCUCCUCCUCAGCACAGUUCUUUGUCACCUUUGCAGUCUUGGUGUUCCUGUACUGCAUGGCUGCCUUGGUGCUGUACCUGGGCUACCUGCAUUUAUAUCGGGGUGCUGGCAAACUCCCAAUGAUUGACUUUGUUAUCACGGUGGUAAUCUCUUUCCUCUGGCUGGUUAGCACAUCGGCUUGGGCGAAGGCCCUCACAGAUAUCAAAACAUCCACUGGUGCUGACCUUGUGUUAGAUAUUGCCCCGUGCAAAAAUCAACCUGGAUUAUGUCACUUCAGUGACAUCCGAAGCUUUGGGUCUUUGAACGUCUCAGUGGUCAUUGGUUUUCUCAACCUGAUUCUGUGGGCAGGAAAUGCUUGGUUUGUCUACAAGGAAACCAGCCUCCAUAACUCUCCAGCAGCUACUCCCCCAAAUCCAACCAGUGUCUCAUCUCCUUCAGGGAUGUAAGGAACAUGCAAAGCCACAUGGUAUGGAGUGUUACCUUUCACCGCAGGAUGGUCACUGCAGCAGUUUUCUUCCCUCACCCCCAGUUAUGCAGUUGAUGUGUGGGAAACAUUUGGGUGUCCUCUUUUAUUUCCCCCCCCCUUUUUUUUCCCUCUAAUUCCCAGUAUGUAAGAAGAAAGAAUGGAGAUCUCCUCUUUGCCCUGUAUGCAUGCAAGAGGAUCAUUCUACUGUAUUGAAGCUUGUUCUGUGCAUUGAAAAGAUGAACAGCAGUUUCUUAAAAGCUUAACAGAAACAGCCAUCUUCAGCCUCCUGAGGUUGACUUUGUGAGCUGGUGCAGGUCAGCAUGCACUGUGGAGCUGGAGUUGCACAGCUCUGCCUGAGAUGCAACCUGAUCCUUUUUACUCAGAAGGAAGGCUCACUGAUUUAGUGGGGUUUACUUCUAAAUAAAUGUGAUUAGGAUUGCAGUCUUGGUCUCACCCAGACAAAUGCCUUUGUCUGCUACAGUCAGGAAUUGUAUAUAAUGCUUACAGAUGUAUAUUGUUCUUAAGUGACACUAUUAUCUGAUAAUCUGCUUGAUGCAGUCCGUGUAAGUAAAAUUUAGUCACUCAAAUCUUACAUAAUUCUAGGGAGACGUUGGGAAGCUUUGAGCCUGGUGCUACAGUGCUUGAUUUUGGUUAUAGCCAGGAGCUCUGGGAGUUAGUGUUUGAUGUAGACUCCCUUGAAUAGAAGAUUUCAACUUGAAUAGAAAUGCUAGCCUUCAGAUUAAUAUUCCUUUUGGAUGCUGGUAGAAUAUGGUUGUCCAUUAAUGACAAGGCAGGGAAACUGUGGCCAUCCAUAUGUCAUUGAUCUUCAGUUUCCAUCCACCAUAACCAGAAUGGACUGUGGGAGUUGCAGUCCAAAAGCAUCUGAAGGAGCUGCCAUGUGCUUUUGGGAAAAUAUCAUCCUCUCUCUUUGGCCCCAGUUUCAAUUCUAAUCCCAUUAGCCUUUUCUGCAAGCAUUUCAUACAAACCAACUGACCAUAUACUUUUGAAUAAACACACACAAAUACACAUGAAAAAGCCACCAAAGAAACAGUGCCUUAUACACAAGAUGUUAGAGUGGCAUGGGAAGUAUCCUAGAAAUAUUGGUAGAGUUAGUAAGCUUUUGUGGGAAGUGCAUCAUACAAGAUUCUUAGAGCUCCUGAUUUGAUAACCUGUCUUGAAAGUAGUUCAUAUUCUUUGAUUUGUGCAUGUAUAAUAGAUUUGGCACACCCUCAAUUCUGUAGAAUCUGUUUUAUUUGAAAAGGCAAAAUCAUAGCAGGCAUGGUUACAGAUGCCAAAAACUGAAAAGCAAUUUGAAAACCCUAUAAGCUCCCGAGAGUGUCUCUUACAUGGCUAGCUGCUACUUUUUAUUGUAAGCACUAAUAAUGUUUCCUGCCUCAUCCCCAUUCCUUUCAUUCCACUAGAGGCAUUUGUUACCAAGUCACUCUUUUGCCAAAAUAUUCAGAAAAGGUUGUAGGAAUGAACAAGGGGUCAGAAUAAAGCAUUCACAUUGAGUAAGCCUAUGGAAAAAUAAUUUUGCAUCAUUGUAAUGUUUCAGAUGUAAUGUAUUGUCAGAUCAGCCUGUGGAAGUGGGCCGGCUACUUUAGGUCAAGUGUGGACAACUAUGGCUGCCUAGAUAUUUUUAAACUGUAGCUUCCGUAAUUCCUGAAUAUUAACAGCUGCUGAGUAGGACUGACAUAGAAGAAAAAAAUAUCUGGAAGAUUACAUUUGCUCACCUUUGCUUUGGGAGAUCUGUGCUGUAUUUUUUGCUCAUAUAUGACAUCUUGUUACAGUUCAAGCAAGGAAGUUAACAGCUGUCAUCCUUAAAAGAAUUGUGGUGAUUUCCAAUUGUGUGAACAGUAGGUCAAUCUUUUACUUUUCCAAUGUGCUCAGGAAGCAUUUCACACUACACUAUUAGGGAACUAUGAUUCAACCUUAAUAACAUUUCAAAUUCUCAGCCAGAGGGUACUGGUGUGUCUCCAAGCUACAGACCCCAGGAUUCCAUAGGAUAUAGCCGUUGAAUCAAAAUGCUAACAUUGGCCUGUUACAGACAGCCAAAAUGGAGCGUGGCUUUGGUGUGGCUUCUGGACUCUUAGGCAUCAUUGAAACACCAUACCUCCACUGUGACUCGAAGCAGCUUUAUUUUGGCUGUCUGUAACAGGCCAUUGUAUGGUGUAAAAGGGCUAUGGGUUUCUUCUGUGAGCCAGGAAGUUUUCAACAUGUGUGCAGCAGAGUCUUUCCUGUUGUCAGAUAGGCUAAGGAAUGUAUAUCACCAUGUCUGUCGGGAUCUCUUUUGAUUCUCAUUAGAACUGCAGCAUCCACCUCUUGCAGCCAGGGCUUAUGGGAAUGGAACCACACUUGGAACACUUCAAUUAAAUUCUUCUUGCCCUCCAUGAGUCAUUCCCUAAGAUGCUUUACAUCAGAGUUACUUUAGAAUAGAGCUUAGAAACAUGAUUAUUUGGGACUUUAACUUCCAUGAUGGCUGGAGACAUUUUCCAAAGCAUUGCUGUGGAUCAGGGAUUCUAAGUAGCCUCUGAAAAAAAAUGGUCCUUUUGUUGUUCCUUUAAAAAAGAAGAAGAGAGAAUGAAAAAUCCUUAAUGAAUGCACAGGAUUCAGUAAUCUACCACUAGAACUCAAUUGCCUGUCAUCCAUCCCUCUCAUAUUAACAUAUAGGUAGAAAACCUGCUGCUGUCAGGAAAGCUUGUUCAUUUUCUGAGACAGUGCCCUCUAAAGUUCUGCAAAGUCCUUUUGGUAGAAGGCUGAUUGAAAUAAUGAAAAUGAAUUGAUAAAUGGUGCAAGAUAGAUAGAUAGAUAGAUAGAUAGAUAAGUACAGUGUUCAGCUUGCUUUUCAUGCUUUUACAAUAUUAUCUGUUGCUUUUUCUAGGAAACCACAGCAGUCCUGAAUGUUGACAAACAGAAUGAUAUUUUCUUUAGUACCAGCUAGAGUAGACAUUUUGAAAUAAAUGGAUAUAUAGAGAUGACUAUAUUCAUUUCAGUAGAUCUACCCUACAUAGGCUACAGCUGGAUUUAGCCUUUAGUUUACUGUUUACUUUCUUUUUUGGUUGCAGUAAUUAAAAAUUUUUUUUUUUUCCGUGUAUUAAACCAACCCCCCCCCCCCCCCCACACACACACACACAUUCUGUGGAUAAAAUUACUACCUAAAUGGCUCUGAUGAUGAUCUUUUCUAAAAUCCUAUAGCUUUUAAAAAACAAGUAAAUAUAAGGGAGGGGGAAUAAUUAAUUAUGCCACUAUAAAACAACCAGUAGAGACAUAUAUCGUCACCAAAAUUAUUAUUAUUCUUAAUAAUUUGCAAUCUUGCAGAAUUGCAGCACAAGUACUUGUAAGGGUUUGAAAACAACUACACAGAAAUAUAUCCUUACCUAUGCCAGUGAUGGUGAACCUUUUGCAGACCAAGUGCCUAAAAUGCAACCCAAACCCCAUUUAUUUAUUGCAAAGUGCCAUGUCCCUCUGGCUUUCUCAUAAUGAACUCUGGCAAACUCUGUGCUGGGGCGACAGCAUACAUGCCCACAGAGAAGGCUCUGAGUGUCACCUCUGGCACGUGUGCCAUAGGUUUGCCACCACUGCCCUAAGCAGAUGGGCAGGAUAGCAUGGGCCAAGCGAAUGCUAUCCUAGACCUGGGUCAGUUCCUAGGGCCAGCAUGGCAAGAGGCAGAUGUUUACACAGCUGCCCACCGCCAUGCUAUGGAUGCAGUUCCUCCAUGCACCCUAUACCUGCCUCCACCAUUGCAUCUGGUGAGGAGAUCCCCAUUGUAGAUCGUAUGGAGGGAAAUGGAGUGCCUGGCUACACCCACAUGGCCAGAUGCCCGCAUUAGAUGUCACAGGCCAUGACAGGAAGUCUUCUCAGCAGACAUGAUGGCAGAAGCCGUUACAGGGCAUGCAGAGCUGUCUGGUCUGCCAGCUGUCGCUGCAGAGUUUCCUAGAAACUCUAUAGCAAACAGCCAAUCUUUUAGACUGGGUUAAGGCCCCUUUUGGCUGGGAUUGGGCUGGAUCCACCAGAUCUCCAUCCGGUCUGCCUGGUCCUGGCCUGGGCUAAUGGCCUGCAUUAUCUUGACAGUGGAAACAGGGCCUUUUGGGCUGUGUGUACAGGCCCCAAAGUGAUCUCAGUUUAAACAUUAUCAGUCCAGAAGUAUGAAUAAUACGAGCCACUUAAUCCUUAACUGAGCACUUUGUUCUUAAAUACUGAAGCACAAAUUAUCUGUUUUCCCCUUGUGUGUCUUAUAUGCCCAAAACAAGUUUAACUAACCACCUACCUAGAACGUUAAGAACCUUGUGUAGAGCUGAAAGAAUGCCUUAAUAUUCUUUAUUUGUUUUAAAGCUUUUUACCUCAGGGUGUCCUAAAAUAUGUACGGUGCUUGGUGCUAAAGAAUGUAGAAGGUGACCUCAGAGGCAGACUCCUGAGUAUCUCAACCUUAAUUUAAAACAAACAAGUCUCUAUUCUUCAUUCUUCCAAUGCUGCUUUCCUGCUUGCUGCUUGUUCCAGGAGUAUAAAUGAAAUGCAUGGCUGAAUACAAACACCUAUGCCUUAUAAAGGGAGAUGCUUCUCAGAGGUCUGUGAAUCUGUCAAGUUUAUCCAGCUUCAUGUUUUGAAUAAUAAUCAUCUGCUUUCUCUCAAGGCUAAAUUAAAGUCACUUUAAAAUCACUUUUUCAGUCUAUACAGCCCACUCACUCCAGCAUUCUUGGAAUGAAUGUGCAUUUAAGGCAUUUUCCAGGUGGGCACAGCAAGCAAAUUAUUUCCCUUUGCUCGGAUUUUUAAAAUAACCUUGGCUUACAGACUUUUGUAGAAUCAGGCUUCUCACACAAACUUUUCUGGCCUGAUGGUAGUCUGACUACUUACCCUACAGUCCCUUACUUUGGAAAUAGGUGGUCUAGAUAAUCUCCAGGCCUCCAGAUAUUUUGGAUUGUGAUUCUACAGUCUCUUACCAUCAGCCAGGCUGGAUAGGGAUUCUCUUCUACCUACUUCACUUUCCGCUUGUGCUUUCAGUCUGUACAAAAAUCCCCCCAAAGCUGGCUGUAUGGAUUGAGAGAAACAGUGAUCAUGGAGGUAACCCCUCAGUCUGUCUUGAGCGCUUGUAAAAUUGUUAAAACACUGGAUGCAUUUAAAAGCUGAUUAACUAUGCAAAUGUUUGCAAAUAAUGCUUUCAAGCUUUUUUUUAGUAAACCCGAAAGCAAGAGUGUUUUGGGGACAGGGAGAUAGUGAAAUAGAAAUAUAGCUAAUGUCUCCUCCACGGUUCCUCUUGUAAGGCUAUAUUAGCAUAAUACAUCACAAUUUUCUUAUUAGAUCUCUCCUAAACCACUUCCUUCCUAUAUAGUUAGCACAAAGAAAUGCACCUUUUUUUAAAGAAAGAAAGCUGGCUGUGUCUCAUAUAUAGACUGUUGGCCAGAGCUUUAUCUUAUGUAAGUAUGGAGUUUUAUUCCUGUGGUAUACCCACGCUGCACUAUUAACAGCAGUUUGAUACCAAUUUAAUUGCCAUUGCUCCAUCCCCUGGAAUAUACUGUACUGGGAUUUGUAGUCAGGUGAUGAUUUAUUAAAGUGGCUUCCAAAUAUUACAACAGUGUGGAGUCAGUACACCUCUAAUAGAGUGUGGUCAUUGGAAUGAGAGGUGGAUACCAUCUUUUGUCCUUUUCUUGUUGUCGUUUUGCUAAGCAUUGUGUUUAUCCUGAAAAGAUGGAGGCCAGAUUCAUUUUGUUACAAAAAGGGUCACACAUGCAACCUUUUUUCCCCCUGUCUCUCAUCAGAACUGUGUGACAAACAUGUAUGCGUUCUGUAUACAACCAGUGUAAUAAAAAUAUUUGCUCACUAAA